AUGGCGUGUACAUUUUUGUGCGUUGGCGAAAAAAGUGUGACUAACGAAUUGCGCAAUUGUUUGCAGCUAGAAAUCUGGAGAAAAAAGAAAGACACCCGUCGGCACAGUCACUUCAAAGGUCUAAAAGUGAUCAACUUCAGAUUCACCAACAAGGUACUGCAAAACGAGCUGGAUGAGGCAGUCCUCAACCUGCACAUCCAGGACUUGGAGACGAGGAACACCACCAUCGACCCUGACGAACCGUUCACCAUAACCUUGCAAGUCAGCAGGGUGACAAGGAACAACCAGGGGAGCAAAGCAUCCGUGCCUUACACCGACAACUCGGUCAAGAUGACGAGAAGAGAGUUGAGAACGGGAAAGUGGUUGAAGGUUAACAUAACCACCAUGGUUGCUGAGUUCUGCAGACUGCCAAGGGAGAAUUUAGCCAUAGUUGUGAGAGUACAAGACUCGAAGAAUAGAAUGAGUUUGGUUGUGCCGCAUCCGAGCUCAGAAUCAAAUAAUGCUUUGAUGCCAUACAUAGAAGUAAGUCUAAGAGACAAUUCGCACAAACGCACUCGCCGUACAAUCGGCAUGGAUUGCACCGAGAACUCCAAGGAGGCCCGAUGUUGUCGGUACCCCCUCGUCGUGAACUUCGAAGAGUUCGGAUGGGACUGGAUCAUCGCUCCCAAAGUCUAUGACGCCAACUACUGCAGUGGGGAAUGCCCUUACAGUUUCCUUCAAAAAUACCCCCAUACUCAUCUUGUUCAUCUAGCUGCUCCCCAAGGAAGUGGGGGCCCUUGCUGUGCCCCCAGAAAGAUGAGUAGCAUCACCAUGCUGUAUUUCGACCAUGACUACAAUAUUAUUUACGGGACUAUCCCCGGAAUGGUAGUCGAAAGCUGUGGAUGCUCAUAGCAACGUUUUAGUAUAGUGUGGCUCCAAGCAUUGUCAAACGUUCGAGAUUUUUUUUUAAUGAUUUAUCUUGCUCCAUGUUUUGUUGUGCCUACUCUUGAAAGAAUCUCCCACCUAGUUGCCUAAUUUUGAACAUUGUUUUAUCUAAGUUUUGAUAACAUUUAAUUCAUGAGUUUAUAGUCAUUCAUUGAUUUACGUCAAUCGUGACUUAGAACGAACUUAACCCGUCAAUGCGCGCGGUUUAGAAAAUGUUUUAUUUUUGUAAUUUUUCUUGAUGUAUUUUUUGCCAUUUUUAAUAGCUUGUUUAAAUGUGUGAUGUUCUUUUUAAUUGCAAUAAAUGCUUGGAGCCUUUAGUGUGGAGUCUAUAGCUAUGUGAUAUUCGGUUGAAGACUGCAAACCUUUUUGUGUUGUGUGUCGUGAGUGUGAAAUAUGUACAUUUUUAUUUUACGUUUGUACCUACGUCUAGUAUAAAUUACUCAACCUGUAACGUCUGGUUCAAACGAGGCUAGCGAAUAUCUUAACUGGUUAUUAUUAAACUUACCAGUUGAUAACAUAACUUUUAGAGAUUGUUACUGUACCUACAGAGUACAGAGUAGCAGCAUUAAUAGCGAUAAUACAGUCUCUCAGUUUUUAUUUAUUUUCUUUGCUUGAUUAAUUUCUUUAUAAUAUAAACUGAGAAGAGAGCCGUCUAGAAGUUUUCGGUCUAGCCUCCUUGGAAUCAUAUAGGUAAAUACUUAUAACUUCACUUGUAAGUACGUUUCACCCAUUUCGAUUGAAAUGUCCAUCAUCAUACGACAUUACAAUUUUAUUUACUAAACAACAUAGUGUUAGAUAGGUACCUAUAGACUCAGUUAUCUACAACGCUUGUCGCUAUUUUCAAUUAACUUCUAAAACUGGUGAUUAUCAAUUUAAUUAAUUAUUUUAAAUCAAUAAUUGCUAUUUUUUCCAACCAAGUGACCCCUGACUUUUUUUAUUGGACAAAGAUAAUAGUGUAAAGGUUCGAGCGAUAAUACAUUUUUAUCGUUUUAUUUUUUUUAUGUAGCAACGAGUUAUCAAGUAAUUCUUUGACUUGCGUCUCAAAAUGGCAUUUAUUUUUUUCUAUUUUAAGUCUUAUUUAGACUUGUUCAGUAUCGCAUUUAAUAGUACACGGGCUAAGAUACAGAUGAUAACAAUGCAUUUAAUUCUAGGAAUGCACUUUAGGUAUUUGGUGAAUUCACGAUAAUGACGUACAGAAUUCUCUUCAGAACAUGUGUGACCCAAUUUAAUGAUCUUAAUGAACUCUGAAAAUGUCAAGGAAAUGAUUAAAAAAGAUGCUUUUAAUUUAAUAUUAUUCUGAUUAAGAAUACCUACUGUCGGUUCUGUUUUAUUUUUAUCUACUUAAUAUAAGUUGCCCGUGGAAUGCAUUUCUGUCUUGUCUUCACGUAUUUUUCAUAUUAGCGUAGUCAUGCUCCAUUUUACCAUCAAAAUUUAACUAUAAGUAGGUAGCUCUAUGUAAUUCGAUGUAAUGUCAUACGUACUUUUGGAAUUUCUCUUUUGAUAUUGUUUGGAUCUCGAUCAAAAUUAUAUUUUUAUAAUAAAAAUUUCAUAGUUUCUUUUAAGAUUCUAGCGGGUGGUGCUUAAACGAUAGUUGCUUUAUUUAUAAAACAUACUAAAUAUUAUUGUAUCAGUACCUACCCUUGUAAUAUGACGUAUUAUUUUGGCGUGAUCAAAUUUUUUAGAUAUUUUUUUCGUAAUGUAAGUUUUUUUUAGAAAAAUUAUAACGGGCGUAGAAUUUUCAAAAAUUAGAUCUCAUUUUAAGGCAACAGUUCUAUUGAGUGCCUUUAUAAAGAUCUCCCAAAACGUUUGGAUAAUAACAAAAUAAAGAAAAUAAAAUGUUUUUUAUAAACAUUGUAGGGUUAAGAAUUUUGUGUUAGAAUCUAUUCGACGUAACUUGUUUAUUGUCAAAAACACUAACAUUUUCAUGUUGAUAAGUUUUUAUAAAAUAAAUUUUCAAUUCUUUACGUUUCGUAUUAUUUUGUGGGUGUAAACUCUUUAAGAAAUAUAUAUGUCUCCGAAAACUA
This is a messenger RNA of Helicoverpa zea (corn earworm), 2948 nucleotides long. It is a transcript of the gene myo, whose product is annotated as growth/differentiation factor 8-like. Gene Ontology annotation, cellular component: extracellular region. Gene Ontology annotation, biological process: SMAD protein signal transduction. The record is from RefSeq and is a predicted model, not a curated record. Gene Ontology annotation, molecular function: growth factor activity; cytokine activity. NCBI's taxonomy places the organism in Eukaryota, Metazoa, Arthropoda, Insecta, Lepidoptera, Noctuidae. The transcript is spliced from 4 exons. The coding region runs from base 1 to 891 and encodes 296 amino acids.